UUCUACGCGCAGGACAUGGCGCGACUCACGGCCAAGAAACUUUUCGCGUUUUGUCUUUGCGCCUCAGCGAGUGUUUUCCUCAUCAUCACACUUCAGGUGGUGGAGGAGCUGGGCCAGUUCGAGCAGGCGGUGCACACACUCCCCCUAAAGGACAGAGAGGAGUUAACACAGAUCCAGGCUUUUCCUGCGAGAGCUGCGACCACUGAUGAUGGAGUAUCUCCAGGCUCCGAGGGCCGUUACCCCAUUAUUGUAUGGUGGUCUCCACUGACCGGAGAGAUGGGCCGGCUCGGGGAGUGUGGACAUAACAGAUGUUUUUUCACCGUUAACAAAUCCUACCAUUCUCAUCCUUCUACACAGGCCUUCCUGUUUUAUGGUACUGACUUCAGUGUAGAAAGUCUCCCUUUACCAAGGAAACAUCAGCACCACUGGGCUCUUUUCCAUGAGGAGUCGCCUAAGAACAACUACAAGCUCUUCCACAAGCCUGUCAUCACCCUGUUCAACCACACAGCCACCUUUAGCCAUCACUCCCACCUCCCCCUCACCACACAACACCUGGAGAGCCUCCACGCCCUCACCUCCCACACCUUCUUGCUCCCUCUGGCCCAGAAGAACCAGCUGAGACACACUCUGGCUCCUGUGGUGUACGUCCAGUCGGACUGCGACCCACCGUCAGACCGGGAUGUCUACGUGCGGGAGCUCAUGAAGCACAUCCCGGUCGACUCCUACGGCCAGUGCCUGCACAACAAGGAUCUCCCCGUCCACUUGAGAGACUCCUUUGCCAUGGAUGAGGAGAGCUUCUAUCACAUCCUAGCCCAGUAUAAGUUUAUUCUAGCGUAUGAAAACGCCAUCUGUGAUGACUACAUCACGGAGAAACUCUGGCGGCCCCUCAAGCUCGGUGUGGUCCCUGUGUACUAUGGGGCCCCCAAUGUUUACAUGUGGCUUCCAAGUAACAGAAGUGCAAUAGUGGUGGACCCGAAGCAGUCUCCAGAGGAACUGGCCCAGUAUAUAGCGAGUCUGGACAAAAACGACCAGGAGUAUUUAACAUACCUGGACUGGAAGCUAAAACAGGAGAUCUCAAAUCAAAGACUUUUCAAAGAAGUGAUGGAGCGUCAGUGGGGUGUCCAGGACAUCGCUCAGGAUAACUUUAUUGAUGUCUUUGAGUGCAUGGUGUGCAACAGGGUGUGGGAGAACAACAACAGACAAAGGGAGGGUUUGGUCCCCAGAGUGUGGCAGGCUGAGGAACAUCAUCUCACAUGUCCACCUCCAAAGAUGUUUGAUUUUGCUGUAGAUCAUUCUAACAGCUCUACUCUGCGCCACAUCUGGAGAGCCAGUUAUGAGCAGUCAGUGAGAGAAGCCCGAGCUCUGAGACGACUGACUCUGAGGAACAGGAACUUCACAGCUACACAGUUCUGGAGGGAGGUGUUCAGAGACUGAGUAAACACAGACUGAGACAUGAAGUGUGAUUAAUGCUUAAAAAGGCAUUAAAUAAUGCUUCAAUAACUGAAUAUUAUAGUGGUUGAGUGAGAGAGAGAGAGAGAGAGAGAGACAGAUAGAGACAGAGAAAGAGAGAUGGAGAGAGAGACAGACAGAGAUAGAGAGAGGAAGAGGAAGAGAGAGAAAGUGCUCUAUCUUACAGCAGUUAGACCUGUUUCUUCUUCUGAUCUGACCAGCAGCAUAAGCAUCAUUAAUAUGCAGGUAGGGUCACAGUCUGGUAUUUUCUAAUCCCUGUUCAGACAACAUGUGAACCUAUGAUUUUAGUCUGAUAUAGUUGUUCAUAUUAAAAUAGUAUUUUAUGCACAUCUGUAAUUUUUCAUACUGAGAUGCAAAAACGAGAGAAUGCUUCAGUAGCUCUGUGACCGUCCUUGGAUUUCAGCUCAUGUCCCUUCUGUAACCAUUUCUUUUUUUAUUAUUUAAUUAUUGUCAUUGUUUUAAUAAUAAACAGUUGGCUUUAAAUACACCAUUUACCUGAACAUGUUUCUGUACUAAACUGAGAUACAGGAUCUCCAACAUCUCAAGGCGGUGUAAUCUUGCUUAAACUAGCCUUGUACAUACCUGCAGAUUUUAGUAUCAAACAAUUACGCUGCUUUAGGAAAUAUGAGCAGUGCACAGAAUAAAUUUACAAAUUUAGCAUGGGCUGAAAGGCCACCUGAGGUGAAACCGAUAGAAAUCAAUAGCAUCAGUGUGCUGCAGAAAGCUCACGUCUCCACAAAUAGAGCUUGCACAGCGUCUAUAGUUAGUGCGCUAUAUUUGUGCCUUAAAAAGUUUUAUCGGCUCUAGUAAUUUUAGCCCUUAAGGGGGGGUAUUAAGGCCUGUGGUACUCCAUAAACUCUUGUACCUAUGCAUCUUAUAUAUAUAUAUAUAUAUACACACACACACUUUGCAUGUCAAAGGGACUACAUUUAAAUAUAGUGCAUGUUUUUGACCCCCCAGAAAGGCUGACCGAAAUCAACUGCACUGACCUGAACAUUGUGUUUAUGAUCCAGACUUAGGCCAGGAACUAAAUCUCCAGCAUGUUAUAGAUAUAAAAAGAAAUAUUUUCAUGUACUUGAUGCCAAGAGCAGUAUUACACUUUGCGAUUGUUUGUUGAACAAAGUGCUGAAUCUGAGAUAAAUAUUAUAUCUGUAACCAAAAAUGUAAGUGCCUUUCUGUAUCGCUAAUAAAAAAAAAAAAAAAAACACAGAU
Molecule: messenger RNA, 2682 nt
Organism: Hemibagrus wyckioides
Lineage: Eukaryota; Metazoa; Chordata; Actinopteri; Siluriformes; Bagridae
Gene: pofut3
Product: fucosyltransferase 10
Exons: 4
Coding region: 16-1434 (472 amino acids)
Cellular component (GO): Golgi membrane
Molecular function (GO): alpha-(1->3)-fucosyltransferase activity
Source: RefSeq, a predicted model, not a curated record